AUGCUCAGCACACACGUCCACCAAAUUUUGUGUGUUCUAUCAUCUACGUGCUUGCCUGAAAUGGAUGUCUUUAUUGGUGCUGGAGUGGAUGGAUGGGUGUGGACAGCUCCUCUGUUGAACCUUGGUUCUAUGGAGAUGGCAACUCCUGAGAUGGCAUACGGUGUGCCCAUCAUGAGCAUCGUAGGGGAUGCCUUUUGUGUCCCUUGUCCUGUGGAGUUGAUCAUCAAGAAGAAGUGUCGCGAACUCUUUGAAGUACACUUCGAAGUACUAUAUGUUAAUGGAGAUUUUUUCCUACAAGUUGGUGGCUCCUGCAAGAACUUCCAGAAGAAAAGAAUCAUGCGAGAUCCUGCUGCUUUUCCUAACCUCACAAUGCGCGAAAAGAAAGUUCAUCGAGGAGAAAGCUCAGACAGGACUGCUCUCGUCUUCAGCGUACAACGAUCUCAUGCACUUCAGAUGAAAUCAAGGCUUGAUAUCUUCUUAGCUAACAACAUCAACGAAGAUAUCAGCAACUUUCAGGUUGUUGGCUGUUACUCCUCUCAGUCCUGCAAAGUUUACAGAGGCGACGCCAUGAUUGCAGAGUUCGCUUUUUUCAAAGCAAGAACUAGCAUACAGGUGAAUAACAAAUUCUCAUUAGGAAAAUUCUGCGAAGGUAAAGAUGACUUCAGGGUAAAAGUUUAUCCAGGAGUGGACUAUGCCUUCAUAUUGGCGUUGAUGGUAGUCCUUAACGAGAACGACAUAGCUUGA
Messenger RNA from Dovyalis caffra, 744 nucleotides. Lineage: Eukaryota; Viridiplantae; Streptophyta; Magnoliopsida; Malpighiales; Salicaceae. The record is from the annotation of a GenBank genome assembly.